This is a messenger RNA of Malaya genurostris, 1791 nucleotides long. It is a transcript of the gene Ref1, whose product is annotated as THO complex subunit 4. Gene Ontology annotation, biological process: mRNA export from nucleus. Lineage: Eukaryota; Metazoa; Arthropoda; Insecta; Diptera; Culicidae. Gene Ontology annotation, molecular function: mRNA binding. The record is from RefSeq and is a predicted model, not a curated record. The transcript is spliced from 4 exons. Gene Ontology annotation, cellular component: nucleus. The coding region runs from base 230 to 1048 and encodes 272 amino acids.
UUUUCACGGCGCAGAUCGUUUUCGUUCGUAGUGUAGCUCGGUUGACGUUGUUGUACUCGGUCAGAUCUGAUUGAGAUUCGGCUAGUACAGCUAUAAUUUUAGUGCUACGUACGUUUUCAAUCGUGAAAAAACAGUCGAUCUAACAAUCGUGCCGCGUUUAAAUUUCCCGUGAAAUCGAUUUGUUAAUAUAUUUUGAAAUUUGUUAAGCAUAAUUUGACCGAGCAUCAAGAUGGUUGACAAAAUCGAGAUGAGCCUGGAUGAUAUUAUAAAAUCACAGCGUCCACAGCGUGGUGGUGGCGGUCGCGGUGGUCCGUUCCGAUCCGGUGGCAGCAAUGGUAGCGGUCCACGGGGUCGCGGCCGUAAUGGGUCUGUCGGAGGUUUUCGCUCCAAUCGUGGCCCAUCCGGCGGCGGUGGUGGCGGUGUCCUCAAGGGGCGCAAUCGUGGCGGAAUUCAACGAUCAUCGAAAUACGCACGGGGCGACGUAAACAGCGCAUGGAAGCACGAUAUGUACGAGGGUGCUCGCAAGAGUCGUUUGUUAGCAGCGGCAGGAUUAGUCGGCCCUGGAGGACUUGGCAGUACGAAGCUGAUGGUAUCGAAUUUGGAUUUCGGCGUGUCGGAGUCUGACAUCAACGAAUUGUUUGCGGAUUUUGGACCCCUGAAACAUGCUUCGGUACACUACGACAGAUCGGGCAGAUCUUUAGGUACAGCCGACGUGGUGUUCGAGCGCCGGGCAGAUGCCAUUAAAGCAAUGAAACAAUACAAUGGAGUUCCGCUGGAUGGUCGUCCGAUGAGCAUACAGCUGGCGACCUCGGAAAUUCCUAUCCCACGAGUCCCACGCCUUGGUGCCAGUACACUAUCGCGUUCACCACGAAGACCGAGCAGCAGUGGACCCAGAGGUUCAAACUCGUCAAGCCGUCGAGGAGGCGGUAGCGGUGGUAGCGGCGGCGGUGGUGGUGGUGGUGGUGGCCCACGCCGUCAGCAGCGUGAGACCAAAACUGCGGAAGAGCUUGAUGCUGAGCUGGACGCGUAUACAAAGGAUAUGAAGUAAUUUUGUCAGCAGUACACAGCGUGACCUUCCAUACACUUCGUGUAUGUUUUAGAGUAAGGACCAUUAUCACGUUGACUUUACUGUAAACACAGAAGAGAACGCUGCAGGCAGAUCAUUGCUUGCGGGCGGUGUAAAUAAAAGUAAAAGAAAAAAAAUUCUUCAGUAAUAAACACAAGAAUGCAAAGUUGAUUUGAUAAUAGAAUAACAAUCACUGAGUGAGGUUGCAGCGCAAAACAAUUCGUCAGUUAUUUAGGCAACUGUGAAGCAAAACAUCAACAAACAACGGUUGUUUCCGUCGAAAUGAGUUGAAAAUCUCGUUCAGUGUUGCCGGUAAUGAGCAUUUGGUUAGAUUUUAUUUUAUACUAUAAAUUUAUUAGCAAAUCAUUGUUCUUGAAAAAAACGGGAUUGUCAUACGUUGGCCAACGAUCGAAGUCGAAGUGUAUUUUUAAUGUUAUACUUUGAUCGGAAUUUGCUUGAUUAGCACAGUGUCAAAUCUAAACAUAAAAAACCCGACGCAGAGUGAGAAUUUCAUUUCAAGAUGCAGCAGAAUUUGUAAUUUUUGUACUUGAAUUCACAUAAUUUACCGAGAGAAACCUCAACAAGUAUAACCAGUAAAUCACGGACAAACAAUCUAAUGGACGGAUCUGAGAAUCUGUCAUUUCAUCGUUAGUUCAUAAUACCUUAGUUUAGUGAAUCGACAUUACAAACUAAUGUAAAAGAAAUAUAAAACAAAUGACUCAGAA